AUACGCAAAAUGAAAAAACAGAAUUUCGAAUAUAUCAACAAAAUAAUUUUAACAUUAUAUAUAAAACUACAAGUAUCUUUGAACGUCAGGCUGCUUCUAUUUUAACUACUUAUGCUUUUAAAAAAAUUCAAGAACAAUUAAUGCAGUCGUUUAUGUAUAAAUAUGAAGACAUUUCAAG
Messenger RNA from Racocetra persica, 178 nucleotides. Lineage: Eukaryota; Fungi; Glomeromycota; Glomeromycetes; Diversisporales; Gigasporaceae. The record is from the annotation of a GenBank genome assembly.